UUUCAAUGUUGGGGUUAGUGCGGUCAUUUGAGAAUCAUCGAUAAAAGACGGUCUUCAUCUUCUCUGUCUCCAAAAACCAGUGGAUGCUUUAAGCACUAGAAGUCUAGAAGGUACAAAACAGACCAAUCAUGGUGGAAAUGACAGUUGCCAUGUGAAGUGAAGUGAUCGUGCCGGAGUUCCGAUAUAGUGCUUUGUUCAGUGACUUCAGUCUGCCUUAUUUUCCCAGAUAAAGACUAGGAGGGACGAUGGCUAAUCAGGACGAAGGGUGGCCUUUGGGAUUGCGACCACUCAAUGCAAGAGUUGGAUUGAUGAGAAACCGAGAGUUAUCUGCUGGUUCGGCUUCGUUUAGCACUUUGGUCACUGGCUCUCCUACUUCUAGUGCUUCUUCAGAUCUUGAUACAGAGUCAACUGGAUCUUUGUUCCAUGACAAUGGCAUCACACUGGGGAGCCUCAUUGGAGUGUCUAGCAUUUUCGACCUCUCUCGAAGAUCAAGCAUGGGAAGGACAGUAGAAACCUCAAAAAACAAGAAGAAUUGCAAAUCCAAGCAUUGGUUAUUUUCACUUUGCUCCAAGCUGACCCCUGAGGAUGUACAUGUGAGUAAUACUCCUUCUCUAGGCCACUUUCUUGAGGCAGAAAGAAGAGGGAGUACCAACAGUAACAGAAGAAUUCACAGUCCAGGGCCAAUUAAAUACGGACCUGACGAUUUCUCACCUGCUGCGGCGGUUUCAGAAGCAAACGAGCUAUUUGUGGAUGGAGUAGUUGCAGCUGCUCAAACAUCAAGUGUUUCAGAGAAUGCUGAUAAUGGUGGAACAAGAUCUAACAAUAGAGAGUUAAUAGAUUAUGGAAGUGGAUUCAGAACCCCAUUGCUGGUUUCAUGUUUGUGUGGCCAACUCAUUAAAUGAAAGAUCCCUCUUUGGGUAUUAUUUUUUCUUCUCAUUGG
Messenger RNA from Argentina anserina (silverweed cinquefoil), 940 nucleotides. RefSeq lists its product as uncharacterized. The record is from RefSeq and is a predicted model, not a curated record. The transcript has 4 exons. NCBI's taxonomy places the organism in Eukaryota, Viridiplantae, Streptophyta, Magnoliopsida, Rosales, Rosaceae. The coding region runs from base 246 to 902 and encodes 218 amino acids.